AUGGAUUUAACACUUCUUUGCUCUUCCCUACAGGACAAUGAGAAGCGGACACUGUUGCAUGCAGCUGCCUAUCUAGGAGAUGCAGAAAUUAUAGAGCUUCUCAUACUAUCAGGAGCCAGAGUAAAUGCCAAAGACAACAAGUGGCUCACUCCUCUGCACCGGGCCGUGGCUUCCUGCAGUGAGGAGGCUGUCCAGGUGUUAUUGAAACACUCUACAGACGUGAACGCCAGGGACAAGAACUGGCAAACGCCGCUCCACAUCGCUGCGGCCAAUAAGGCAGUCCGCUGUGCCGAGGCCCUGGUCCCUCUCCUCAGCAACUUGAACGUGUCAGACCGGGUGGACACCAGAAGGCGUACCACGGCCACCACCAUGGUCCUGGUUCAGUCUCUGCUGGAUCUAGACGUGAGGAACAGCCAGGGGCGCACCCCUCUGGACCUGGCUGCCUUUAAAGGCCAUGUGGAGUGUGUUGACGUCCUCAUCAACCAGGGAGCCUCCAUCCUGGUUAAAGACUUCACCCUGAAGAGGACCCCCAUCCACGCUGCAGGUACGCAUAGGAUUUUACGUAAGACCUAG
This is a messenger RNA of Coregonus clupeaformis (lake whitefish), 573 nucleotides long. Its product is annotated as serine/threonine-protein phosphatase 6 regulatory ankyrin repeat subunit A-like. The coding region runs from base 1 to 573 and encodes 190 amino acids. The record is from RefSeq and is a predicted model, not a curated record. NCBI's taxonomy places the organism in Eukaryota, Metazoa, Chordata, Actinopteri, Salmoniformes, Salmonidae. Gene Ontology annotation, molecular function: protein binding. The transcript has 4 exons.